UUGCCAAAAAGAUCUCAUUUCUUUUUUCCUUUUUUUUCCCAACAUUACCGUUCCUCCUUUGCUUUUUAUGUGUACUCCAUUGAUCUUUUUUUGGCUGAGAAAGUUUACGUUGGACGUGAGGAAAUGGAUGCUGGGUUAGGGAAGGCUUCGUAUACUCGGUGGUGGAACUCCAUCCCGUCUCCAUGGCUUCAGUCAGCACUAUCAGAGUACGAAGAAAACAUAUUAGCUUUGCUGGCAGACAUAAAACGAGAGGAUGGUGAUUCCUCCUCGGCCGAGGAAGACGAAGUCUGCCGCCGUAAGAGACCAGAGCUGGUGAAGAGGGUGGAAGGCUUGCACAGGCUACAUUGUUCGUUGGCAGAACAUUUCAUGCAGUCUUCUUCUCGCUCGUCGCCGUCUUCCAUCGUUGGCGAAGCUGCCAGGUAUGAGCAGUCCGAUUCGAACCCCGAAUCCAGCAUGGAAGAUCUUGAACUCGAGACGUGGUCAAAGUGUGGUAAGGGGAGAAAUGGUUCCAUGGCCGAUGAAGUCGUGGACGUGGAGCGCAGAAGAAUCUCCUGCUCGGAACAGACCUUGGCGCUCAUGGAGGAAAACUGCAGGCAACUGAAUGAACUGACGAGGAGGAACGAGGAGAAGAGAGGAGCCAUUAAAGAUCUGUGGAGUCAGGUAGAGAAGCUUCGGAAAGAGAACAGCGGUCUCCGCCGGCAACUCCAUACCGUAACGAGCAAGAGCAACAACUCGAGGUCUCCUGGUGUUAUCAUCAACAAGCCCAGAUCGUCUCUCUCCAGGCUCAAGACUCUUUUCAUGAGUGCACUCUGUGGUAGCGGUUUACCAUAAUCAUCCUACCUUCGAUUGUAUUGUUCAUGUUGACCGAAUCGAGCCUCACUGUUCCUCGCCCCAACCCAGCCGUGUCUGUGGAUCGACCGAGUUGUUGGGCCUUC
Molecule: messenger RNA, 935 nt
Organism: Musa acuminata subsp. malaccensis (wild Malaysian banana)
Lineage: Eukaryota; Viridiplantae; Streptophyta; Magnoliopsida; Zingiberales; Musaceae
Source: RefSeq, a predicted model, not a curated record